AUGUGGGGAGGUUGGGGCUCAGGUCAAAGUCUAACCAGGAUGAUAUCUGGGACUGUACCGACAUUAGCACGCCGUCCAAAUUCACUUUCUUAUCAAGGUUUCGUAGGUCGUGCAAAUAAUGCUGCAAAUCGCGACCCAAUCAAUAAAAUUCUAUCAUCUUUAGAUUACAAUUCAAUUUUAUCAUUAUAUGAUUCAUCUGGUCCGACUUCAAGCUUAAGAAAUAGGCCAAGUAUGAAUACUUUUGGAAUGGGACGAGGUGAUAGAGAAAUCUCAUCUAAUUUUACAUUUUAUCCACCCGAAGACAUAUUAAGCACCGAAUUACCAUCAAGUUUAGAAUUUAUUAACGAAAUCCAACAAAUCUUUCUUAAUUACGAUAGAAACAACUCAGAACAGACUCACAAACUCGUUGAAUUCAUCGAAACAUGCAUUUACACAGGUUUAAGAGAAUUUGCAACAAAUAUCUUCAUUAGACCACAAAAAGUCAAAGAUUAUGUAUACUUAUACUCUCAGCUAUCCAAGAAUGUUAAGAUUAUCGCACGCCAUUACUUCUGUUGCACUCCAGUUUUUUCACAAUUUCUUAUCUCGGAAGGAGUCCUUCCCGACUUCGAAGCGAGGCAGCUAUCAGCAAAUCUACCUAAUGCGAUGUCUCAAAGCUACUUAAACGUGUUUUCUGAGCUAAUAAACGGGGCAAAUUGCCAAGAGCUCAAACGGAUCGAAAAAGAGAUCAUUGAAACAUUCAUUGAUGAUGAUCCAGACAGAUUGAUCGAAAUUACGUCAAAAUCUGACUUCAAAUUAGAUACAGAGAUGCUUGAUGGAAAAAGAGCAGUUACAUUGAUACAUUUGGCCGCAAUGUACGGCGCUGUUAAUUGUUUUAAGUAUUUGUUGAUGAAUAAUCCAAAAUUAGAAGAAAUUGCAAAUUUUGCCGUUGUUGGUGGAAAUAAAGAGAUUAUAAGAAUACUCAUGCAAUCAGGAGUCAAGUUCGAUCAGUCUGCAAUCACAGCUUUGUAUUUCCGAAGAGAUGAAUUAUUUGAUUGGAUAAAAUCCGAAUUUUCUGAAGAAACUCAAGAUGAUCCGAAUAAUAUCGCAUAUGCAAUAACAGAUACAUUGUCAAUAAGAGCUAUUUACGCUUUAACUUUGACAAACGAACUUAUUAUUUCGAAUGACUGGUUAUCUGCGUUCGUUUUAGAUAGAAUGGUCGAUUGGUGCAGGGAAUUAUCAAAGAACUGCAUGUUUUUGAACUCUUUGUUCUUUACUUUGACAGAUGAAGAAAUUCUUAACAAUUUACUUGAGAAAACAACUAAUUCUUACUUCGGAAUGUUGUUUGCUGAAGCUGUUAAGACAGGUUACGCAUUCCAUCUCCGAGUUUUAGUUCAUCAUCUGAAUUUUGACUUUUUUGAAAUGGAAAAGGGCAUGUUGAACUCAAUAAAGAAGAAAUUCCCAGACAUUCAUGAUGAAAUACAAGCUAUAACUCAUGCUGUUGUCUCUCCAGAGAAAGCUUAUCUUAUUUUCACUCAUGGACUGCCAAUUAGUGAAGAUAUGGCCUUCGAAGUAAUGAAGUAUUGCAUAAAGGUUAACGACGCGUUCUCUUUUAUGUCUCUUGCUGACAAAUUUCAAAAUAUUAAUUUAUCAAUUGAACAAUUGAUCGAAUUACUCCAACUUUCAUCUAUUACAUGGCUAUAUGUUGCAUCAGAAGUCUCCACAAGGCAGCUCGAUCCAUCCGUUUACGUUCUUUUAGUCAGAUAUUACUAUUCUUCUAUUGAUAAUAGUCUUCUUCCACCGAAAAUCGCCGACAUCAUUCUCAAAAGUCCAGAGUUGAUGGAAAAACUCACUCCUUAUGACUGUAUCAACUUGUUUAUGAUGGUUCGAGAGGAAAUUCAGGACUUUUCUCCACUGAUUUCGCUUUUUAAGAAGUUUAAGUUCAUCACUGAAGACAAUCCUAUUACAAAUGGCCAGCCAAUCAGCGAUAUAAGGACAAUUAUUCUAAAUUCUCCAAGAAUUAACGAAUUGAUCCAAGAAGACAUCGAAGGAUUCGUUAAUGUCAUACCAUCCAACCCAGUAUUCCUCAAGAAAGUCGUUGGAAUCGAAGUUUCAAAAGAAUUUUUCGAUAAAGUUCUUUUCAUUUUCAUUAAGUUCUUCGGAAUAACCACAGCAGAUUCCCUAUAUUGUAAGAUGAAAUUCUACGAGGAAAGCCAAGCUCCGCCAGAAACGCAAAAAAUCCAAAAAUUAUACUUCAAUUUCCUCACAAAUCCAGUUAACAAGAAGCAUAUUAACAUCAAGGAACUCUGUAAGUCAAGACUCAACGCUUCUUUCAUCAAAUUACUGGAAUAUUCCGAUGAAGAAUUUCAAUAUCUCAAAAAUGUUGAUUUCAUGAAGGGCCAGUUGAUGCACAAUCCAAAGAAUGCAAGAUUCUUUACCAUUCCACAGAUAUUAAAGAAUCCAAAUCCUCAUGAAAUCGUAAAUGCUUUAUUAAGUAUUCCUUUGACUCCAGAACAGAUUCCUUUGAUCGAGAACUCGAACUUUAUGAACAUUUCGGAACGAGUUUUCGCCAAACGUACAUCAGCAAAAAUGAAAAAUUUAUAUCGAAAAGUUUUCAUAAGAGAUGAGAUCUGUAAUGGCUUCACAACACGUACACUCCUUACUCACCUCUUGGCAACAAGCGUUUUCGAUGAAAUUUACUGCAAAAUGCUGAAUUCCCUUCUUUCUAGGAAUUUAACGGCCAAAGAGAAAGCAGAUAUCUUUAUCAGCAUCCCAACAGAAAAGAAAGCUAUCGAUUACGUACUUUCUCGAAGAGAUACGAUCAAUAAUUCCUGUUUAAUCAUAUAUUCCAUAAGAAUAGGAAGUCAGCUUGUAGAGAAAGGUACUCCUAUCGAAGAUUCUUACUUCAUCCAGAUGUUCUGUACACGAGAGAAGAUUAAUUAUGAAAAUUUGUUCGAAUACAAAGUUUCUAGAUCGGCUAUUGCCAAUGCAUUGAUGAGAGCGAUCGAAAGCAAGAACAUCGAUGCCAUGAACUUCUUGAUAUCCAAAGGAACACCAGUUAAUAUUAUCAUUCACUCAGUCACUCCUCUUCAAACAGCUAUUGGUAGCCAAUUUGUCGAAGGUGUAAAGGUUCUUCUGAGUCGUGGUGCUUCCAUUGGCUUCAACGGACUUCGAACAUCUGCUAAAGCAGCAGAAUCUUCUCAAAAUUUGGAGAUUGUGAAGCUUAUUUGCAGCAGAGCCGAUGUCCAAUACGAAUCGCACUUCGAAAGCAUCAGAUCCAUCCAUAUACCUGUCUCACAAAAGUCUGUAGAAGUCAAUCAAGAUAUGGAUAUCUUCAAACUUGUCAAUUUUCCACCAAAAAGUGACUUUGACGAUAUAAAAAGUGACAGUCUACGAAUUGACAACAUCUUUGACUUCACAGUUGGCAUUGAUUUCCGGGAAGUUCUUACAGGACACAAAAAUAUUUCAGAAAUCAAGAAUUUUGUUGAAGGAUCAUUGAAAAUCUGCAAAACAUAUGAUUUGGCAUUUAAGAUCAUUACUAUGUUCACUCCUUAUGAUCUUCGAACACUUGAGCCAUUCCUUCCUUUCCAUAUUAAUCGAAUCAACAAAAUUCCACCUGAAAUUAAAAACGAAAUUUGGGGAAUCAUCGAAAAUUUCAUUUCUAAGAGCUCACCAACAUUCAAAGCUGUUUAUUCUGUCAUCACAGGCAAAGAUCUCAUUGAACCAAUUCCAAACCUUUCUUCUUUACUCUUCAUUGCAACAAGAAUUGGAAAUUUGUCAAUUCUUCAGUCACUUUUUGACAAAGGAGCAGAUAUUAAUAGUGUUGAAGGAUAUUAUCAACUCUUUUCACCAGCAUUGGAAGCAAUUGGUAAAGACAGAUCAGAUAUCCUUGAAUUGUUCAUUGCAAACAAAUUAAAUGUUGAUCAAAUAUAUUCAACAGAUAAUUUCACAUUGAUCAAUGCAUCAAUUGAAUAUAAUUCAGUGAAAUGCUUUGAUCUUUUGAUCGACAAAGUUUGUCUUCAACAUGUUGUUGUUCAAACACCGAUGAUGGCUGCGUUGAAAUUAUUCGAACAAACGAUGAAUGAUUAUUUCAUCAACAAACUUCUUGAUAAAAUUGAUAUCGAACAUGAACUCAUUGUUGAUGAAUCAUUCGAAUACUUUUUGGAGUUUCGUUCAGGAAAAAUCACUGAAUUUCAAUAUUUGGGUGAAGAAAGACCUGCAUUCACAAUCAACCAAAAUGUAAACAAUCCAUUUGGUGGUCGGUUCCGAAAUCUUGUCAAUCAGAAUGACCAACGAAUUGAAGAAGACAUCAACAACUCAGACAUUGUUCAGAAGAAGCUUGCAUACGAUCUGUUCUCUCGUUCGCAUUUCAAAGGUUUCGACACAGGAAAACAGCGCUAUAUUGAAGAUAUCACACCAGAAGAAGAACUUAUGAAUGAAUAUAAUAAUACUUUGUAA
Trichomonas vaginalis G3 is the source of this 4434-nucleotide messenger RNA. RefSeq names its product ankycorbin family. The transcript has a single exon. Gene Ontology annotation, molecular function: actin binding. The record is from RefSeq and is a predicted model, not a curated record. NCBI's taxonomy places the organism in Eukaryota, Parabasalia, Trichomonadida, Trichomonadidae. The coding region runs from base 1 to 4434 and encodes 1477 amino acids.